AUGGAGCCCACUGGACGCCAGAACACUGCGGAAGGCGUGACUGAUUUCAGAGCUCUCCGAGCAAAAUUUCAAAAUGACUCCAGCUUGGCCAACAAGCUGGUGCAGCCGUGCAAGAAGCCUCCCACUGAAAUCCCUCCCAGGCUGGGCUCUGGAGGUAACGCUGUGUCCAGCCCUCUGCCCCUGAGUAAGAGAGAAGCGAUAAUACCAAAAUCCAAGGAUGAACCUGCCCAUCCUGCCUCCCAACCCUCUGCGCUCACCCAACGCAACCCCUUGGCGUGGCCUCGAGCCCAGCUGGGUUAUGUGGAGCAAAUGGGGCACAAUGAAGAGCACAAAGGCAAUGUCUUGGAGAAAGAGCUGAGGUCUUCUGAGAAUGGUCCAGAGCAGCCUCUGCCAUCUUAUUGCACUGACCAGCAAGGAUCAGCCCAAACAGCUCCAGAGGGCCCUCCGCUCCCAAAUUCUUUCCACCGUGCCUUACGGAUCUGGGAAAAUACUUUAUCCUGCAGUGAGAAAGCAAGUGCAAUGCUCCCAAACCCACGGGCGACAAACUUAUACGUGCACCCCUGCCUGGAGCAGAGGGCGUUGCGUAGUCCUGCUGCAUUGGGCAGCAGCAGGACACUACUGUCUGGAAGCAAGCCCAUGCUGGACUUGCCUGCCUGGAAGAAGGAUGCUCUGUGUGGCACGGGGCCGGCUCUCCUCCAGCCAGGUUAUCGUGCACCAAGACAGCAACCUCAGCACCAGAAAGAAUCAGAGCCUCCUUUCUGCCAGCCAGGAGCAGGAAAAUGCUCUCACAACCCUGGGAACAAGCGGCCAAGAAUUAAACCUCUCCCUUCAGCUGAAUUCCUGGGUCCUGCCCCUGGGAAGCCUGCAAGACCCCCAAAGUUUGACCUCAGUGCUUUCCGAAGCACUGUGCCUUCAGUCCACAGAGGAAAUGAAACAACUGCUGAUGAAGAGGAUUACUUGACCCCAGAAAGUGCUCAACUUGAAGGGCAACAUAAUUACGAAGAAACCUGCACGCACCUGAAUCAGUCUGGGGACACCACCACCUUGUCUGUCAUUGAAGUACCUAAGGCAAAGCCUCAAGAACACAAGAAACAGAAGACUUUUCUCCUUGCCAAAUCCAGCCCUGGAAGACCUACAGUGAAUGAUGAAACCGAGAUAAAAAGAAGCCUUGAAAGAGAGAAUCAGAUAGCAAAGAAAAUUUUCACGACAGGUGGAAAUGAAUACCUAUCUCCCACUAGCCAAACCAAGGAAGAUCAUGGAGGUGGGAUGAAGGUGCUGCAAGUGAAGCAGGAUGUGACCAGUAACCAGACUGCAAAGCCUCCUACCCCACAAGGGCUGGCAAAAGACAGAGCGGAGCUCUUGCGCUACGUGUAUGUUGGUGCUCCAAAGCCAGGGGUAGGAAGAACAGCCUUGAACCAAAACACUGGGCAGUCUCUGCAGGCACCGGAGGAUAUAUAUGAUGAUGUUGAGCACAUGCAAGAUAGACUCAGCCACGGGUCAGAUGCCUCAAGUCCGUUCGCUUCAGCCAGCAUUUCAGGAAACAGCUACGAAGAAACAUAUGAAGAUGUUGAGACUGGGGGUGAUAAUCCAGCAAAAAUGGAGACAGAAAAACAAAAAAGAUAUGGAAACUUGUUUAAGAUAGAAAGGUUGAAGCUGAAGAAUACCAGAUUCAAGGAAAACUUAAGAUUGUUUUCCAUUUCAGUACCAAAUUUAGAGGCUGUUUCCCAGGAGGACAUGGUGUACGACGAUGCUGAGGUGGGGCAGAGAGCACCGAGAGAGGAGGACCACAAGUACAAAACCUGGAUGCUGAAAUUUCUAAUGGCAAAAGAGGAUAAGGACCAAAGGAAAAGCAGCAACGACGUGGAAAGAAACAUCUUCAAAGUCAAGAAGAGCAAUGCAGAAAAAAGCAAGAAGAUGGGAAAAGAAGAAAAGGUUUUUAGAGAAACAUUUAUGUAUGACAAGGAGAUCAGUGUCAUUAACACAGCCACUGCUGAGUGCUCGGUCCCCAGUAAGAGGAGAGUUGAUCUCCCGGUCACAGCUGGAGAACAGCUGGACGUUAUCGAUGUCACGGAGGACAACGCAGUGAUUUGCCGCAAUUCAGAGGGCAGAUAUGGGUAUGUUCUAGUGGAGCAUUUGAACUUCAGGUAA
This is a messenger RNA of Egretta garzetta (little egret), 2148 nucleotides long. It is a transcript of the gene FYB2, whose product is annotated as FYN binding protein 2. Gene Ontology annotation, biological process: T cell receptor signaling pathway; protein localization to plasma membrane; integrin-mediated signaling pathway. Gene Ontology annotation, cellular component: plasma membrane. The coding region runs from base 1 to 2148 and encodes 715 amino acids. The transcript is spliced from 20 exons. Lineage: Eukaryota; Metazoa; Chordata; Aves; Pelecaniformes; Ardeidae. The record is from RefSeq and is a predicted model, not a curated record. Gene Ontology annotation, molecular function: protein binding.